CAGUGUAGGACAGGUGUGGGCGUUGCUGAGGCUUCAUCUACUGAUAACUGCCAAGCGUGCGUUUUCAUUGACUUACAGUUGCAGGGUGAAGGAGCCAUGCCGUUCCUCCAUGGGUUUCGUCGGAUCAUUUAUGAGUACCAGCCGCUGGUGGACGCUGUGAUGUGUAUUUUUGGGCUGGAGGAAGGUGGUGGAGGUCACGAGGACAGGGGCAGAAGCCCUGAUGAAGAGGCUGGUCUUUGUAAUUCUCUUGUGGAGCUUCUGGAUCGGGAGUCCCAGUCAGAAGUCUUCCUGGAAGGUAUCAGCUACGCUCUGUUUAAGAUAGCCGAACACGGACUGGUCUAUGCAGCUGAAAUCCUUCUACGCUACAGAGCUGACCUGAACUUUGAAGACCCGGUGUCUUACUACAACCCACUUCACAUAGCAGUUUUGAGAAACAGGCCAAACAUGGUGAGGCUGCUGGCCGGACACGGAGCCGACAUCGAAAAACGAGACAGGAUCCAUGAGAGCAGUCCUUUGGAUCUUGCCUGUGAGGAAUCCGAGAGGCUCCCCUGCCUGCUCACCCUGCUUGACCUUGGCGCUGAUGUGAAUGCAAGAGACAAACAUGCAAAAACACCUUUACUCCACGCCUUGGCUAGCAGCGAUGGGCUCACAGUGCACAACACCGAGAACAUCCAGCUUCUACUAGAGAGAGGUGCUGAUGUUAAUGCCACGACUGUAGACGGAGAAACAGUCAAGUCCUUGUUGGUGUUUCUGGUGAAGGAGGCUCUGGAGGCCAGCGUGGAGGAUGCGGCUGAGAUCGGUAACUUCUGCGUCAAAACCACACGGCUGCUGCUCGCUCACGGCUUUGACCCCAGCUGCUGUCUUGACUGUGAGCCCUCACUGACGCAGACCAGUCUGGAGCACUUUGACCUGUUCUUCCCUCUGGCUGUGCUCUUGAUCCAGAGCGGAGCCACUCAGGCUUGUAUAUAUCACCUCGAAUCCUGUUGGUCUCUUCACAACCUCCUCUUCCAGAGACUCCAUGCUGCCUUGCAGCAGUGCUCCGAUCAAAGUCACGCCUCUGAGCUCCUGGAGCAAGCAGAGGUGCUGCUUGACUUAGCGAGGGUCGACUCCCCUACGCUUUAUCGGCAUCCCGGGCUGGAGCUCCCAGCGCCCGGUCGGGACUCCCAUCCCUAUGCUCAGGCUCUGACAGACCUUCACAACCGUGCUCUAAAGCGGGAUGCAAGCCCUCCUGCUCUGCGAUGUCUCUGUCGGGCAUUCAUAAGAGGCCACCUACAGCCUUGGCCUCUUGCAGACAAAGUGAAAGCUUUGCCGUUACCGGACAGAAUGAAGGACUUUCUUCUUCCUGAGAACACAUACACCCCAAAGCCUGGAUGGGACCGAUUCAAGCCUCAACAAAGCCAGCAGUGAUGAUGCCACACUUUGCUAAAAUCUCAGUUAAAAAGACUGAAAAGGCCCGUGUAUUUGUCUGCAAAUGAACAAACCACUGAGGCCUUAGCUAAAUCUAUAUCGUGUACAGUCUGUGCCAAAUGAACAGACAAAUGUGUAUAUGUUUACAGAUUAGUUAGAUUGCAAUGAUUAACAGUUGGUCAAACCAUUUUAAUGUGUAAAGAAAACUGCAAUGCAGAGUGAAAGCCACCUGAUGGCAGUGUUGCUCCUGCAGCUCAAGAAGCUGCUCAGAUGUCAGGGUCAAAGAUUUCGUUAUUCAUUCACAAUGCAGCCUGUUACAGCUGUUCCAGCGCAGUAGGCAACAUCUAUAUUUUAUCUCCUCAACAUGAUGGUGGUGUUGUACUGUGGAAGUUGGUUAUCUUCUCACUUAACAUAAAAGUGGAUGAUUAAAAGAGCUGUAUGUGCGUCACAAUCAGUCUCCUGUAGCUUGUUGUUUCCAGCACAUGACAUUAUUUUAUGUUUGUAAACAUACAAGUGCUUGUGAGUGACCAGGAAGUGGCAGCACAGCACUGAAACAGACUUGUAAAAAUUACCCAAGUAAAUGGUGAUAUUUAGUUGUGUCCACAGAAGAAAGAGAAAGUGGUGAAAAUAAAAAGCAGCACGAUGGGAAGAGUGUGCCUGUCGUGGUUGUGCUGUGACAUAAUGUGUCUGCAGUGUGCUGGUGUGGAAAGUUUUCCCAAGCAUUCUUAAUGCUUAUGUUUAAAUUCAGAUGAAUUUAGGGCCCCCUUUCCCUUUCAUUUUUUAAAGCCCCUACACAUGCACGCAACCCACUCUGCACAGCCAGUCUGUGGUUAAAAACAAGAGCGCCUCAGAGAGACAUACUACGAUAGUAAGGCAACACCACAGUGCGUGUACAUAUGUGUUUGCGUCCAUGCGUGUGUGACGGGCAAACUAAAUAGGACAUUGUGUUACACAA
Messenger RNA from Cheilinus undulatus (humphead wrasse), 2362 nucleotides. RefSeq names its product ankyrin repeat and SOCS box containing 6 (gene asb6). Gene Ontology annotation, biological process: intracellular signal transduction; protein ubiquitination. NCBI's taxonomy places the organism in Eukaryota, Metazoa, Chordata, Actinopteri, Labriformes, Labridae. Bases 97 to 1407 code for a protein of 436 amino acids. The transcript has 7 exons. Gene Ontology annotation, cellular component: BRCA1-BARD1 complex. Gene Ontology annotation, molecular function: protein binding. The record is from RefSeq and is a predicted model, not a curated record.